Messenger RNA from Oncorhynchus kisutch (coho salmon), 4885 nucleotides. It is a transcript of the gene slc6a11a, whose product is annotated as solute carrier family 6 member 11a. The coding region runs from base 126 to 1925 and encodes 599 amino acids. Gene Ontology annotation, molecular function: gamma-aminobutyric acid:sodium:chloride symporter activity. Gene Ontology annotation, cellular component: cell projection; plasma membrane. Gene Ontology annotation, biological process: nitrogen compound transport; amino acid transport; sodium ion transmembrane transport. The transcript has 14 exons. The record is from RefSeq and is a predicted model, not a curated record. NCBI's taxonomy places the organism in Eukaryota, Metazoa, Chordata, Actinopteri, Salmoniformes, Salmonidae.
AGAAGCAGCUGGCAUCUUGACAGUGCUGUUAUCCAUAAAAGCUCCAGCAGCAGCAGACAAUUGCACCAACCAUUGACUCCACCAGCAGAACUUGCCUCCCGAACCCUUUCUCUCUCACUCGCAGGAUGGCUGCUUCUCUCUCUGCAGGCAAGCAUGAGACUCUCACAGGGCCGGUGCAGGACACCCAACAAAGUGUGAAGGAGCGCGGCCAGUGGGAUAGCAAAAUGGAGUUUAUUCUAACUGUGGCUGGCGCUAUUAUUGGACUUGGAAAUAUAUGGAGAUUUCCCUAUCUUUGUUACAAGAACGGUGGGGGGGCGUUCUUCAUCCCAUACAUCCUGUACCUGGUGACCUGUGGCAUCCCUCUGUUCAUCCUGGAAACGGCUCUGGGCCAGUACACUAGCCAGGGUGGCAUCACCUGCUGGAGAAAGAUCUGCCCGGUGUUUGAAGGAAUGGGCUAUGCCGCCCAAGUGAUUACUAUAUAUGGAUGUAUGACCUACAUUGUGAUUCUGGCGUGGGCUUUCCUCUACCUGUUCUCAUCCUUCAGUGUUGACCUGCCAUGGGCCAACUGCAACAAUGCCUGGAACACAGAUGCUUGUGUGACAUUUGGCACCAAGAAUGCCAGCAGCAAUUGGACUGGUUCUCUCCUGAAUUCGUCAUCUUCCGUUGUGGAGUUCUGGCAGCGGCGAGUGCUGCGGAUAUCAGAUGGGAUUGAGUCCUUGGGAGGUAUUAGAUGGGAGCUGGCUCUGUGUCUUCUACUGUCGUGGAUUGUCUGUUACUUCUGUAUCUGGAAAGGAGUGAAGUCUACUGGGAAGGCAGCGUACGUCACGGCUACCUUCCCCUAUGUCAUGCUAGUGGUGUUAUUUGUCAGAGGAGUGACCCUUCCAGGAGCUAAAGAUGGCAUCUUCUACUACUUGUAUCCCAAUACAACACGGCUAGCUGAUCCACAGGUUUGGAUGGAUGCAGGAACGCAGAUAUUCUAUUCUUACGCCAUAGGCCUGGGCUACCUGACUUCUCUUGGAAGCUACAACAAAUACAACAACAACUGUUACAAAGACUCCUUCUACCUGUGCUUGUUGAACAGUGGGACCAGCUUCGUGUCUGGUUUUGCCAUCUUCUCCAUACUGGGUCAUAUGGCUCGAGAACAGGGUGUGGACAUCUCUGUGGUUGCUGAGUCAGGUCCUGGCCUGGUGUUCAUAGUGUACCCCCAGGCAGUGUCCCUGCUCCCCUGCCCUCAGUUCUGGGCUGUCUGUUUCUUCUCCAUGAUCAUCCUAUUGGGAGUGGACAGCCAGUUUGUCGGCCUUGAGAGCCUAAUGACCUCAGUAACGGACGUCUACCCAAACCUCAUCAGAAAAGGCUACCGGAGGGAGAUGCUGCUGCUGCUCAUCUGCUGCUGCUGCUACCUGGUCGGACUCAUCAUGGUCACAGAGGGUGGCCUCUACAUCAUCCAGCUCUUUGACCAUUAUGUGUGCAGUGGUGCCACUCUGUUGCUCCUCUCCAUAUGCCAGUCACUCAGUAUUGGAUGGAUAUAUGGUGCUGAACGCUUCUGUGACAACAUUGAGGAUAUGAUUGGCUAUAGGCCCUCCUCCCUGGUCAAGUAUUGUUGGCUCUACAUUACCCCUACUAUCUGCACAGGAACCUUUGUAUUUUCCCUGCUGAAGUACAGCCCUUUGAAGUUCAACAACACAUAUUUGUACCCGUGGUGGGCCUACUGGCUAGGGUGGUUCCUGGCUAUGUCCUCCCUAUCUCUCAUCCCCAUCACCAUGGUCUACCAAUUGUACUGGGGCAAAGGGACUUUCUGGCAGCGCCUCCAGACAAUCUGUCGGCCAGCAGAUGACCUUCCUAUGAUGAUGAAGGAGGAGAUGGUAGUUCUCUAUGCUCUGGACCAUGUUACUGACGAUGAGAAGACAUACAGCAAUAAUCUAUAGACUGACUGUUCUACUAGUACUUUUGGGGCUGGUUUCCCAGACACAGAUUAAGCCUAGUGGGACUGAGACCAUGAUUUUUCGUCCAGGACAAGGCUUAAUAUGUGUCCGGGAAACCAGCCUUUUUUUGUUGUCUAUUUUUGUAACUUAAAAAAAAUAUAUAUAUAUAGAUACACACACAGUGUCAAGAAAAUGUAUGUGAUCCCUUUGGAAAUACCUGGAUUUCUGCAUAAAUUGGUCAUCAAAUUUGAUCUGAUCUUCAUCUAAGUUACAAUAAUAGACAAACAUAGUGUGCUUAAACUAAUAACAUUCAAAUGAUUGUAUUUUUUUUGUCUAUAUUGAAUGCAUCAUUUAAACAUUCACAGUGUAGGUUGGAAAAAGUAUGUGAACCCCUAGGCUAAUGACUUCUCCAAAAGCUAAUUGGAGUCAGGAGUCAGCUAACCUGGUGGCAGGGUAGCCUAGUGGUUUGAGUGUUUUAUUAGUAACCGAAAGGUUGCAAGUUCGAAUCCCUGAGCUGACAAGGUACAAAUCUCUCGUUCUGCACCUGAACAAAGCAGUUAACCCACUGUUCCUAAGCCGUCAUUGAAAAUAAGAAUUUGUUCUUGCCUAGUUAAAUAAAGGUAAAAUGAAAGAAAACCUGGAGUCCAAUCAAAUAGAGGAGAUGAGAUGUUGGUUAGAGCUGCCUUGCCCUAUAAAAAAACACACGUAAUUUGAGUUUGCUAUUCACUAGAAUCAUUGCCUGAUGUGAACCAUGCCUUGAACAAAAGAGAUCUCAGUAGACCUAAGAAUUGUUGACUUGCAUAAAGCCUUGAUGUGCAAGACAAAUUGUAUAUAAAUGGAGAAAGUUCGGCACUGUUGCUUCUCUCCCUAGGAAUGGCUGUCCUGCAAAAAUGACUGCAAGAGCACAGUGUAGAAUGCUCAAUGAGGUUAAGAAGAAUCCUAGAGUGUCAGCUAAAGACUUACAGAAAUCUCUGGAACAUGCUAACAUCUCUGUUGAUGAGUCUUUGAUACGUAAAACACUAAACAAGGAUGGUGUUCAGGGGAGGACACCACGGAAGAAGCCACUGCUUCUGUGGACAGAUGAAACUACAGUUGCGUUGUUUGGAAGGAACACACAACACACACAAGACAUUUUGCAGGAGAAAGUUAGGUUACCUGUCCGCCAAUUUAAGCUCAACAGAAGUUGAAUGAUGCAACAGGACAACGACCCAAAACACAGAAGUAAAUCAACAACAGAAUGGUUUCAACAGAAGAAAAUAUGCAUUCUGGAGUGGCCCAGUCUCAAUUGGGUUGAGGUCAGGACUCAACCCGAUUGAGACAUUUUGGCAUGACCUCAAGAGAGCAGUUCACACCAGACAUCCCAAGAAUAUUGCUGAACUGAAACAGUUUUGUAAAGAGGAAUGGUCCAAAAUUCCUCCUGACUUUUGUGCAGAUCUGAUCCGCAACUACAGAAAACGUUUGGUUGAGGUUAUUGCUGCCAAAUGAGGGUCAACCAUUUAUUAAAUCCAAGGGUUCACAUACUUUUUCCACCCUGCACUGUGAAUGUUUACACGGUGUGUUCAAUAAAGACAUGAAAAUGUAUAAUUGUUUGUGUUUUAUUAGUUUAAGCAGACUGUGUUUGUCUAUUGUUGUUACCUAGAUGAAGAUCAGAUGACAUUUUAUGACCAAUUUAUGCAGAAAUCCAGGUAUUUCCAAAUGGUUCACAUACUUUGUCUCGCCACUGUAUAUAUAUUAAGAGUUUUUGGGGGCUUUGUGUUUUAUAUAGUUCAUGUAGCUGCUCAGAGUUGUGCUUGGGUAAUGUGGGGUAUUAGGUUUCAACUGCAGUAUGAUGUAUAGUGAGUGUAAUAUCAUAGUUUUAUUUAGCUUAAUCAAUUUAAUAUCUAUAGCAUAAUGUGUGAAAUCAUAGAAACAUAUUUUUCUUAAGAUUGAAAUGAUUAGUGGGUUGAAGACCAAUCAUAAAAUAGCUACACCUAGAUCACCUUAACAUUUUGGGCCGGUUUCCCACACACAGAGAAUCUCCAUUGAAUAUGCUUUUUAGUCCAGGAUUGGGCUUAAUCUGUGCAUACACUCAGUAUACAGUAGUUCAUCAAUCCAAGGCGUUGACGUGUACCUUUUAUUUUGCCGGGUAAAUUGACAUGCAAUCACCCCAUUUGUAAUGAACUACUCUUAUUUGAACAAACAAAAUGAACAACCUCAGGAUCUAAUUCUAAAGAAUAAUGUUAUAAACCCCUGUGUGUAAUUUGGUCACAAAAAGAUAAUGCAUUGUAGUCUACUGUUUAACUUCAAAUCCAUUUCUGAUGUGUGUAUCAUGUUGUAUCUUGCUGAAGUGUUGGUCGUGCAAUACAAAUCUACCACAGCAGGGUUUUUGAUGUAUUUUUUGAAAGUCAACAAGUACACCUGGAACAUUGUAUAUACAGGUAACUGCCAAAAGAAAGGAAACACAUGAGGGAUAAAUGAGGGAUACAAGGUCAAUUGAAAGCAGUUGCUUUCACACAGGUGUGGUUCCUGGAUUAAUUAAGCAAUUAAAACAUCCCGUCAUUCUACCAUGGCUAGAAGGAGAGAUCUCUGACUUGAGGGGUCUCAAAGGAGCAAAGAGGGGUUUAAAGUGUGUCUCAGUCACCAGAUCUCAACCCAAUCGAACACUUAUGGGAGAUUCUGGACUGGUACCUGAGACAGCGUUAUCCACAACCAUCAACAAAAUACCAAAUUAUAGAAUUUCUUGUGGAAGAAUGGUGUUGCAUCCCUCUAAUAGAUUUCCAGACACUUGUAGAAUCUAUGCUGAUGCGAAUUGAUGUUGUGAUGGUGGCUCAUGGUGGCCCAACGCCCUAUUAAGACACUUUAUGUUGGUGUUUCCUUUAUUUUAGCAGUUACCUAAUUUAUGUAGAAAUGUUCUAUUUUUAUCUAAUACUGUUUUACAAUAUAUUUUUGUUAACGUUUCUGUAAUAAAAUAUGUUUAAACAGAA